Haemorhous mexicanus (house finch) is the source of this 4110-nucleotide messenger RNA. It is a transcript of the gene ARHGAP30, whose product is annotated as Rho GTPase activating protein 30. Bases 160 to 4050 code for a protein of 1296 amino acids. Gene Ontology annotation, molecular function: GTPase activator activity. The transcript has 12 exons. The record is from RefSeq and is a predicted model, not a curated record. Lineage: Eukaryota; Metazoa; Chordata; Aves; Passeriformes; Fringillidae. Gene Ontology annotation, biological process: small GTPase-mediated signal transduction.
CCUCGCUGUGGUUUCGCGGCCGCGGGGAGCAGGAAGCGCCUCGAGCGCGGCCUCCGCCUUCCUGCCACCCCCGCGGGGACAGCGCCGGGACCCCCCUGGCGUGGCCCCCGUGUCCCCGGCCGUGUCCCCCGCGCUGUCCCCGGCCGUGUCCCCGUCCCCAUGUCCCUGGCGCUCAAGGCCCGGCAGCGGGCGAGGCGCAAGGGCGGCUCCCGGGAGCGGCUCUUCGGCUGCGACCUCCGCGAGCAUCUCCAGCGCUCGGGGCAGGACGUGCCGCAGGUGCUCCGGAGCUGCACGGAGUUCGUGGAGCAGCACGGGGUGGUCGAUGGCAUCUACCGCCUGUCCGGGGUGUCCUCCAACACCCAGCGGCUGCGGCAGGAGUUCGAGGCGCAGCGCAGCCCGGACCUGUCGCGGGACGUUUACCUGCAGGACGUUCACUGCGUCAGCUCCCUGUGCAAGGCCUACUGCCGCGAGCUGCCCAACCCCCUGCUCACCUACCAGCUCUACGACAAGUUCGCCGACGCCGUGGCCAUCCAGAUGGAGGAGGCGCGGCUGGUGAAGAUCAAGGAGGUGCUGAAGGAGCUGCCAGCGCCUCACUACAGGACGCUGGAGUUCCUGAUGCGGCACCUGCUGCGCAUGGCGGCGCACAGCGGGCGCACCAACAUGCACGCGAGGAACCUGGCCAUCGUCUGGGCGCCCAACCUGCUGCGCUCCAGGGACAUCGAGGCCUCGGGCUUCAACGGCACGGCGGCGUUCAUGGAGGUGCGCGUGCAGUCCAUCGUGGUGGAGUUCAUCCUCACCCACGUGGAGCAGCUCUUCGGGGACGCGCCGCUCCGAGGUGGGGACUGUCCCCGUCGCUCGCUGCUCCUGCCCGGGGGUGUCCCCCCCCUGCACGUCCCGGCCGCGCUGAGCCAGGGUGACGGCCCCCCCCAGAUGCGGCCCUACCACACCAUCAUCGAGCUCGGCGAGCACAGGAGCAAGGGCUCCCUCAAGGCCAAGAAGUGGAGAUCCAUCUUCAACCUGGGCCGCUCCGGGCACGAGGCCAAGCGGAAAUCGGGGAAGGUGGAGGAGAAAGACAAGUGCGGGAAGGUCACUCUGCGGCCGGCCAAGAGCAUGGACUCGCUCAGCUCCGGCCCCUCCGGACCGGCCGGCCCGGACGCCGCUCGGCUGCUGCCGAAGCUGUCGGUGAAGCUGCGGCCGCAGCGGCAGCACAGCUCGGACGCGACCCCCGCGGCCCCGGAGCCGCCCCCGGAGCUGGACGAGAGCCUGGAGGAGUCGCUGGAAGGGGCGGCCGAGAGCAGCACCAAGUCGGAGCCCACCACCCCCAAAGCCCCCCGGGCGGGGCCGGGGGUCGGCGGCCGCUCCCGCGCCGAGAAAUGCGCGGGGCUCCACAUCUCGGGCCCCUUCUCGGUCACCGUCCCCUUCCACAUCACCUCCAACCUGUCCCGCCUCACCCGGGGGCUCCCGUGCCCCGCGCUGGAACGGGAACAGACCCCCGGCAGCCCCCCCGAGCCCGCCCGGGACCCCCGGCCCUGCUCCGAGGAUGCGGAGCAGACCCGGCUCUCCCUGGAGCUCCGCGACUCCUUCGCCUUCCUGGACGGCCCCGAGACGUGGCUGGAGGGCGGCGGCGACACGGAGGCGGCGGCGGCGGCGCGGAGCCCCGGCAGCGGGGAUGAGAGCCCCGGGACCGGGGAUGAGACCUUCAGGAUCGAGGAUGGGACCCCCGGGAUCGAGGAUGGGACCCCCGGGAUCGAGGAUGGGACCCCCGGGAUCGAGGAUGGCACCCCCGGGAUCGAGGAUGGGACCUUCAGGAUCGAGGAUGGGACCUUCAGAAUCGAGGAUGGGACCCCCGGGAUCGAGGAUGGGACCCCCAAGAUGGAGGAUGAGACCCCCGGGAUCGAGGAUGGGACCCCCGGGAUCGGGGACGGGUUCCCGGUCGUGGAGGAGGGGAUGGAGAGCGGGUUCAUGAAUCCAGGUGAGCGCUGGGCGGAGCAGCCGGACAGUUACCUGUCCAUCGAGGAGUGCACGGAGCAGGACAUGUUCUUCCUGGCCCCCGGCGCCUCCGAGCCCGACUCCGACCCCGACGAGAUCUUCCUGAGCGCCCACGACGAGCUCAGCCCCCUGGGGACCCCCGAGGGACCCCCGGGUGAGGGGACAGCCCUGGAGACCCUGGAGAACCCAGAGGUCCUGGAGAUCCCAGAGAUCCCAGAAAUCCCAAAAAUCCUGGAGAUCCAGGAGAUCCCAGGGAUCCCAGAGACCCCGAAAAUCCUGGAGAUCCCAGAGAUCCCAGAGACCCCCAAAAUCCUGGAGAUCUCAGAGACCCCAGAAAUCCCCAAAAUCCUGGAGAUCUCAGACAUCCCAAAGAUCCCAGAGAUCCCAGAGACCCCCAAAAUCCUGGAGAUCUCAGAGACCCCAGAAACCCCAAAAAUCCCAGAGAUCCCAGAGAUCCCCAAAAUCCUGGAGAUCCCAGAGAUUCCAGAGAUCCCCAAAAUCCUGGAGAUCCCAGAGAUCCCGGAGAUUCUGGCCCAAACACCCCCAGAAAAGGAUGGUCCAGGAGUGGGGGACCCCCCCCGGCACCCCCAUGGGGAGGGGGCUGCAGAGGGAGACCCCAGCCCCAGCUCGGGGGUGUGGGGUGAGGGAGGAGGGCUCGGGGGUCCCGCUGGGAAUGGGGGGGUGGGCGAAGCUGGAUCUCGGCCCCUCAUCCCAGGGGAGGGGGAUCCCCGGGAUUUAGGGGGGUCUCCUCCAGCAGAGCCCCCCCAGAAGCCCCCCGAGCCCCCACCCCUGGGGUCUGUUCCUGGGUGGGUCCCAGACAGGGCCGGUGUCACCCCCGGGACCACCCCGACCUCUCCCCCUGCCCCGAUCCCUGGAGAUCCCCCCAAAAACCUGGAGCUGACCCAGGAUGAGCCCCCCAAAAACCUGGAGACCCCCAGGCCCUCGGAGCUGAUCCAGGAUGGGUCCCUGAGACCCCCAAAGUUUAUCCAGGAUGAGCCCCCCAAAAAUGUGGAGCCGAUCCGGAUAGAGCCCCCCAAAAUCCCGGAGCUGAUCCGUGAUGAGCCCCCCAAACCCCUGCAGCUCCCUGGGCCCCUGGAGCCCCCAAAAUCCCUGGAGCCGAUUUGGGAUGAGCCCCCCAAAUCCCUCAAGCUGCUCCAGGACGAGCCCCCCAGAAUCUCAGAGCCCCCCAAAUCCCCGGAGACCCCCAAACCCCCAAAGCCGAUCUGGGAUGAGCCCCCCAAAACCCUGGGGCGCUGUGGAUCCCUGGAGCUGAUCCGGGAUGAGCCCCCCGAGACCCCAAAGCUGAUCUGGGACGAGCCCCCGAAAUCCCUGGAGCUGAUCCUGGCUGAGCCCCCCAAGUCCUGGGACCCCCCGGGACCCCCAAAUCCGAUCUGGGACGGGCGCCCCAAAUCCCUGGAGCCGAUCCUGGCUGAGCCCCCCAAGUCCUGGGACACCCCCAAAUCCCUGGAGCCGAUCUGGGACAAGCCCCCCAAAUCCCAGGACCCCCCGGGACCCCCAAAUCCGAUUUGGGAUGGGCGCCCCAAAUCCUUGGAGCCGAUCCUGGCCGAGCCCUCCAAAUCCCAGGACCCCCCGGGACCCCCAAAUUCGGUCUGGGACGGGCGCCCCAAAUCCCUGGAGCCGAUCCUGGCCGAGCCCCCCAAAUCCUGGGACCCCCCGGGACCCCCAAAUCCGAUCCGGGAUGGGCGCCCCAAAUCCCUGGGGCCUCUCCCGGCCCCCCUGUGCAGCUCCCGCCGCCCCCUCCCCAUUUUGGGGUCACGGGUGCUGCUGGCCCGGGCCGUGCCCGUGGUGCCCCCCAAACCCCACUUCGCCCGCCCCCUCCUGGGACCCCCAGGACCCCCCCAAAUCGCCCUGGGAACCCCCCAGAUCCCUCUGGGACCCCCUCAAAUCCCCCUGGGAACCCCAAACAUUCCCCCAGGACCAUCAGGGACCCCCCCAAAUCCCCCCGGGAUCCCCCCAAGUCCCCCCGGGACCCCCUGGCAGCCCUGGGGGGGCACGAGCGCUGAGCAUGGGCAGGGCCCCCCCAGAGCAGAGUGCAAAUAAAUGAUGAUAAUAUGAGAAUUAAAUGAUAAUUAAACAAUAAUAAAAAUACCGAGGUGAAAA